UGAUUGCAAUCGUUCAUUCACGUUCUGGACAAUACUGAUUUUAACCUCGGCUCAAGUUUCACUUGUGCGUUUUCUUCUGCGAAAGCUUCUCACACGUGAAUCAAUUUUUCGGCACAAUACACUGAAAAAAAAGUGAUCGAGUGCUUUUUAUAAUAGUUAAAGUGUUGUAAAUGAGCUGACGUGUUUUCGCGAGUUUUUUUUUGUUGUUAAUUUUGAUUGUUUUUUUUGAAUUUUUUUUCCUAGUUUUGUGUAUUUUUUGUGCGCCUACUUAGAUGGUUGUGAUAUUUAUUAUUGAAAGAGAAAUACUUUUUAGCGUUAAAUAAAAAUAUGAAGCAGAUUGUAUGCAAUACGAAAGAAUCAAGAUGGAACGAUUAUCGAGCGGUCAUUGCUACCUUUAUAACGCAUUUGAAUUCGAUAAAUGUUGGCAUGUGUCAAGGAUAUUCGGCUAUUCUUCUUCCUCAGUUACUUAAUCCUAUCGACGAUACAGAUGAUGUGUUGAUGAUCAAUUCGGAAGAGGCAUCUUGGAUAGCCAGUUUGGGAGUAUUAUCAAAUCCAGUCGGAGCCCUGCUAUCUGGACUGUUGAUGGACGCAUGUGGUCGAAAGACAACGAUUCUAUAUACAACGAUUCCUUUCGUAUUCGGAUGGACAAUCAUAGGCUUAUCAGAAAAUCUUUAUACGUUAUGUUUAGGCAGAUGCAUAUCCGGCUUAGCAAUAGGUAUGUCAUCAUCGUGUUACGUUUACGUAGCGGAAAUCAGCACCCCAUCUAGUCGUGGUUUUCUCUCAGCAUUUGGUCCUGUAUUCGUAUCAUUGGGUGUACUGGCGGUGUACAGUCUCGGUUACAUCCUGGACUGGAAAACAUUAGCGUUCAUAUGCUCGAUAACGGCUGCGUUAUCGUUCGUAGCCAUUUUGUUCCUACCAGAAUCUCCGUCUUGGUUGGCAACAAACGGAUCGUUGGAUGAGGCGACCAAAGCUCUGUUAUGGUUCCGUAAAGAUCAAUCGGCUACCGAUAAUGAGCUAGCGGAUAUUCUGGAGACGGUGAAGAUAUCUCGUAAUACUAAACCUCGGUCUGUCAAAGAACUCGUACAGUAUUGUCGACGAGGAGCUGUUUGGAAACCAUUCCUUAUUCUGGUGGCUUUCUUCGUCUUCCAAGAGUUAUCUGGGAUCUAUAUCGUGUUAUAUUACGCGAUCGACUUUUUCGACCGAGCUGGUACACAUUUCAACGACUACAUUGCCUCGAUUAUGGUAGGCUCGCUCAGGUUCCUGGUCAGCAUUGUGGGCGCCGUUUGUAUACAGCAUUUUAGCAGGAAGAUCAUGGCUACUACGUCUAGUUUAUUUAUGUCGAUUAGUAUGGCUGUGGCGGCCAUGUACGAGCAUUGGUAUUCGGAGAUGGAAAUCGAUGCCAGGCCUUUGGUGUGGAUACCUUUGGUGAGCAUUUUAAUCAACGUAUCGGCCAGUAUGUUGGGUAUGCUGCAGUUGCCUUGGUUAAUGAUUGGCGAAUUAUUCCCGUUGACGAUUCGAGGCACGAUGGGAGGUUUGGUGUCUUCGUUAGCGUAUCUGUUCAUCUUCGUGACGGUGAAAUUCUAUCCGGCCAUGUUGCAACAUUUGAAAGUCGAUGGAACCAUGUGGAUGUUCUCGAUAGCUUCGUUUUUGGCCAUCUUUUACGUCAUGGCGUGUCUUCCAGAAACCAAAGAUAAGACUUUGUUUCAAAUAGAACGCGCUUUCAUGAAAUCCGAAUCGGGCGAAAGCAAAGAAAACCUACCCAGUAGUAUAAUUACUCAAAAUACCGUACCAACGAUCAGUAUAUCGGUAGAAUGUAAAAGGAUAUAAGUUCAUUAGUACAGUACUCGUACCUAGAGAGCUAGGUAGUCGAAAGUGAUUAAUUUUUUUUUUAAAUACGUCACGUAUAUCGUGCGAACUGAUUUACUUUAUACGUGUCUGUGUAUUUAAAAUUUAAAAUUCUAAUGCGUAUGGAUCUAUAACAACGAUCGUCAUCUGUUGAGUAAAUUAUUUGAGCAAACAUUAAGGUAUUUGCGAAAUUUCUAUACCUACACAAGUAUGAAGACUUGUACACAACCAUUUUGGUUCAUUUGCUUCCUUGUUUCGAAGUUAUUAUUUAAACAACACGUUGCCUCUUUCAAACAUAUUUUUUUUUUGGUUGCAUUUUUCCUCUUUUUUUCUACGUCAUAAAAAGUGUUUAUGGUUACAGGGAGCGUGAGACUUGAGAGAAUAAGGAGAAAAUUGUGCGUGAAGAAGAUAGGUAUGAGUGUUAAUUAAAAGUAUUGUACGUAAAUGGAUUAUGUGCAUUUUAAGUGUUUAUAAUUUUUAUUUAUUUGUAAUAUUAUUUUGGGAAUUUACGUAUCCCAUUUGGUUCCUAUUUUUAUAUUAUGUACGUAGAUGUAGCUUAUGUAGUCGAGAUUUAUGUAACUGUUAAUCAUAUUAAGGUAUACUCGUACGUUGAAAUUAGAGCAAAAAAUAUAAAUGUGAGUACUCGUAUGAUUAAUGGUUACCUUUUUGUAGCGUAAUACCAAGCAACAAAUGUGAUAAUAUAUGGUUUAUUUAUUUGUAUUACUUGAUAAUAUUCUAAGUGUAAGAUUUGUUAUUGUAAUAUUUCAUAAGUCAUAACGUACAUAAGAAUUAUGUACAUUUUGUUUAUAUAUCUGUGUUGUGUAUGCGAAACUUUAAUUAAAGAUUUUUCAAUUUUUA
Molecule: messenger RNA, 2703 nt
Organism: Planococcus citri (citrus mealybug)
Lineage: Eukaryota; Metazoa; Arthropoda; Insecta; Hemiptera; Pseudococcidae
Product: facilitated trehalose transporter Tret1-like
Exons: 5
Coding region: 328-1827 (499 amino acids)
Biological process (GO): transmembrane transport
Cellular component (GO): membrane
Molecular function (GO): transmembrane transporter activity
Source: RefSeq, a predicted model, not a curated record